AUGUUCUGGCGCAAGUCCAAGUCCGAGGUUGCCGUCAACUCGGCCGCCGCCGCUCAUACUGCCGCGGCCUCCGCAUCUGCCGUGACCGGCCAUUCUCGACAAAACUCGCGUGCCAGCGACAUGGGCAGCGGCGGAUUUGGCAGUGCCCAGCUCCAGGAGCACGCCAGCAGCGCCAGAGAGGCAGCUCUGGUCGCAGACAAAAAGUCGCUCAUCAGUAUCUACAUUCUCUGCCGAGUUUUAAUUGAGGUGGUCAAACAGACAGACACGGACUCGUUGGGUGAGGAUCUGCGUGAUAAGCUGGAGGAAAUUGUCUUCAAACAGCUGCGAACGACGGACCCGGCGGUGCUGGCUACCAGCCACGUGCGCCACGCCAACUGGAACCUGUUUGCGCAGCUUUUGGGCCAGAUGAGCAACACCAACUUUGUUUCGGUUACGGACCGUUUCCUCGGCGAUCUGGGUCGGGCCGGCGAGCCAACCUCCAAGGAGAAAGAGACCCAGCUGGAGCUCGUGAUUCAAGGAAUGUGCCAUUUGCAACUGAAAAUAUACCCCAUGGACCAGCUGGACGAGUCUGCGGACUUUCUGCAGUCUCUGGGACAGUUUUUCCUGCGCUCUCAUCUGCCCAGAAUUAAAUACGCAUACAUGGACGUUUUCAACAAGCUCUUGUUGCCGGUGGUGUCUGUGGGUACUGUGGAACUUAACCAUCCGGUGUGGGUGCAGGCCAUUUCCGAAAUCUACCCCAGAGUCAUUGCCAGCAUUCCAAAAACGUCCAAGCAAGGCUCUGGAGGCCCGGCCAUUGUGGCGGCAACGACUCUUUUGACUGUGUCUCCUCAGGAAUACUUUGCGCAGAAUUGGUCAGCACUACUCGAUGUCAUCAUAUCACGGUUCAAGGAGAAGCAGUCGCGAGGCCAUAUGGCCGUUUGUCUAGCAAGAUUAUUGUGGGUCUAUGUUUUCCGAUGCUCCGAGUCGUUGAACCAUACAACCAAACGUCUGGAGGGAAUCACACGACAAAUGUUCCCUGCGGGGUCCAAAAAGGGAUGGGCGUCGCUAGACCCGUCGAUACUACACCCCACAAUCCAGGUUUUGCGGUUCAUGGGCUUCUCCAACCCCUCCUACACCAUUGACCAGAUUUUGUACCAGCUCAUGCAUACCCAGUUGCUGGAGGGAUCGGCCAGUGUGGGGCUAGAGAGCCUGUCUCCCGAGCGACUUAUUAUUGGCAUGAAGGCGUACAUGUACAUGUUGCAUGACUAUGAGCAGGACCAGAAGCCGACGUUUUUGACCGACGAUGCUCUCAACGAGGUUGUACGGUCGCAUUCCUAUGUCGAGGGCCCCUUCCACCGCCAGAAGACCAAGCUGCUGGAGGAAUUUCAUGACACCUUUUCUCAAAUUCUCGGUAAGCUGUUUUAUCUGUGCGACACGUAUUUCUCCACUAACAAGGACGAAGAAGUCAAGAGAAGCUACCAAUUGCCCAGUGCUAAGACGCCGAUUGCAGUUUCGUUCCAUUUUGGCGCCAACGACAGCACCACUCUCAAUCGCGGGGCGUUUCUGGACCUGCUCUGUUACACCAUUGAGUGCAUUCCGUGGUGUCCCCCGUCCAACCUAAAGUUUUCAAAGCUGCUGGAAAUGCUUUGCCGAAACACUUUGUCGGUGGCGCCGGUGAGCCAGGCGGCCAGCAACGCCCUUAAAAAAUUUGUCGUUGCCGGAAAGGAAGGCAAAUCAGUCAUUGAGGUGUUUGCCAAGUUUAUGUUUUCUUUCGAACAGCAAAAUUUCUGCAGCACCGAAUUCCCGGCUACCGCCACGGACCGGUUCGAGUCUCUGCUCAAGCUGUACGUGACUCUGUUGGAGCUGUGGCUCGACACCAUCAAGUCCAAGAACGACGACUCGGUGGACUUCAACUCGGUCUGGGCCGUGGUGGAAGAGGUAGAGAGCAACGGGCUGUUUUUCCUGUGUUCUCAGAACCGCAAUGUGCGCCAUUUGGCCCUCAAGAUUCUGCGGCUGACCGUGUCGUUUGACGAGGUGUUGUCGGGUGUGUCUGGAUCACGUGUCAUUUCGCUGCUAGACUCCACCUCCGGCAACGACCUUCUCAGCCAAGCCAACCCGGCGAUUGAGCUCAACACCCCUGAAAAGACCCGGCUCAGCAAGCUGACCAGCAAAAACAAGGCAUCGCUGGCCCAACUGUCCGACUCGGACUACGGAGUCGACACGUCCAUCUGGCUCAAGGUCUUCCCCUGCUUCAUGCAGCAAUGCUUUGUGGCCUAUCCCAUGCCCGUGGCGCUGUUCAGAAACAUUGUCUGCCUGCGCCUAGUGCAGAUGCACGACGCCGUGGUCUCGUUUGCCGAGCAGCAGACGGCGGGACCCCAUUCCUUCAGUCUGCGACACCCAAUGCGAAACCAGGCGGAAAUGCUCAUUGAGCAGUGGCAGAUCUACCUCAUCGUGGCCUGCUGCACGUUGACGUUGACCGACGACAAGACCAAUGACCAGGCGGGAGUGCCUACUUCUGCUUCUCACAACCGCAAGAGAUCAGUGCCCCGGAUUCCAGCGUCACAACAAAAGAUUACGUCUGCCAAGUCCGUUUUCCGAAUGGUAAUCCCCCUCAUGACCGUGGACCACCCGUUGAUUCGUGACUCGAUCAUCGCCGGGCUCUCCUGUAUCAACGUGAACAUCUACGCGUCGCUUUUGGAGUGCCUGCAAGCCUGUGUGGGAAACUGGAAGGAAGAGCGACGACGUUUGCGUCAGAUGAGCCACCAUCGGCGAACCAGUUCCGAGGUGAGUAAUCCGGACACGCUGAUUAUCGAGGUGACUCGAAUUCUGAGGCUGACGGCGCAUUUCAUCCAAAACGAUGAGAUUCUCAAGGACGAGUGGAUUCUUGAAUUUCUGUCGUCGUACAUCAAGGACAUGAAGGCGUUUUUGUCGCUACCCGAGGUCCAGGUGGAAUGGGACUAUCAGCGUCUGAGGCGGUAUUUCUGCGGGUUUCUGGAAACCGUCUAUCUGGGCAUCAUCAAGACCCCGAACCCCGCCAGAUGGCUGCCGUUUGAGGGCCGCAUUUCGUGUUUCACCGUUAUUGAAGAGUGGUGUGGACAUGGCCAGCACUGGGCCUUGUCCAAGGACCGAGAAAUGCAAAUGAGGAGGGUGGUUUUGGGCCGGACCCGGGAGAGCAAAGACCAGUCUAUGAUUGUUGCUUCCAUGGAGCUGGAGCGACGCAAACUCGAGCUGGCGGCGCUCUCGUGCAUGGCUGUGCUUUGUUCGGGACCGGCGGUUCAAGCGGUGGAGAGCAACGGCGAGACCCGAGCGGUUCUGGCCUUCAACAUCACCGGGCUGAUGAAAUGGAUCGACGCCAUUCUCUCGUCGCCCGGUGAACAGAUGAAGAGAAUCGGCACAUUGGCACUGCGAAACCUGCUUGUGAAUAACUCUGACCAGACCGCCAUCACCGACGAGGCCGUGGCCCAUUGUUUCCAGGACCACGAAGACCCCGUGCAGAACCACUGCUACUUUCACACCCUGGUGGACGUGAUUCUCGGCGACGUGAAUUACCCGGUCAAGAUCCACCAGCUGCUGGUUUUGGCGCUCUUCAAGGUCGGAGACAGCGACCGAACCACCCGCUGUUUGGCCAUCAAACUGCUCACCUUUUUGGAGCGCCAGUAUUUUGCCACCUCGGUUGUGCGCGAGUUCCAAAUCUCCGUGUGCGACACGACUCAGGCGGUCUACAAAAAGGCACUGUUCGACCUGUCCACUCGGUACGCCCAGGACCACGCCAACAAGGCGUACUACGUCUUUUCCGAGCUCACCCGGUACUUUCACAACGUGUCACCUUCUUCUCGAAGAGACAUUUUGGCGGCGGUUCUGCCGUGGGUCCAGGCUCUGGAACUCAAGCUCGAUUCCAGCAACAUUCUGUGCCCAUCGAGUUAUAUGGUGGUGGUCAAUCUGCUGGAAAUCACGGCGCGGUUCUCUCAGGUGAUUCCCCACGAGGUCCAGGCUCUGUGGAUCGCGCUGGGCAACUCCAGCCAACAUGCCGGCAACGUGGAUCUCAUUCUCGACUUUGUCAUGAAGGAGUCCAUUCGCCGACGAGACCCCAUGUUUGUCGAGUGCUGCAGACAGAUUGUGGUGUAUUUGAGCAUGACCACGGCGUCGGGCCAGACGAAAAUUUGGGACACUCUGUUUUCUCACCUUUCUCCCCGCUCUAUGAUCCCUCAGUACCCCCAUGAAGACCCGCCUUACGAGAUUGACGAUGGUCUGUAUGUGGCUGAUCUGUUGCAGGUGUUUCCGAGACCGUCCAAGGAGUCUGGGUUCUCCCACGGGCAGUUGGCGCUCAUUUUCCUGGUCGAUCUGAUCACAUGCCGGUCGGAAAAGCUCCAGACCGCCAUUCCGCUGCUGUUGCAGGUGUGUUUUGUCCUGCUUGACCAUUACCACACCCUGGUGCACGUGCAGUCGCGUGAGAUGCUGGUACACGUGAUCCAGGCGUUUGUGGAGUCGUCCCCCGAAGAGGAGCAGCUUGUGGAGCUGUUGCAGAGCGACUCGACGCUGUGGGCCUACGACGACAUGAACAGCGACAAAAAUGGAGCCAAGACCCCCAUCAAGAUGAAGGAGCUGAUCCGGCAGCUUGUGGAGCUGUUGUCAACUGUCUGUCCGGGUCUACAGUCCGAAUGGGCCCGCCUCUCGCUCAGCUGGGCCACAACAUGUCCCGUUCGUCACGUGGCUUGCCGGUCGUUCCAGCUGUUUCGAACUCUGGUCACCGAUCUCGACCAGACCAUGCUUGGCGAUAUGUUGGCGCGGCUGUCCAACACGGUGUCCGAUGAGCUGCCCGACAUCCAGGGCUUCUCCAUGCAGAUUCUCAUGACGCUGCACUCUCUGACCGAGCGUCUGGAUGUGACGCAGCUGGAAACGUCGCCCCAGCUUUUUUGGGCCACGGUGGCGUGUCUGAGCACCGUCCAUGAGGCGGAGUUCAACGAGUGCUUGGCUGUGUUGCAAAAGUAUCUGCUUGUGGUGGACAUUUCUCGCCCCGAGGUCCAGCAGAGAAUCAUCGCCGCGUUCCCUCCGGGCUGGCGAGUGGCUUCAGACGAGCUUUCCGAGCAGGGCAAGUACGCUGGAGUCGGGCUGAAGCGGUUUGAGGCGGUGGAAGAUGGCGCCGUGGGUGUGGAGCGGUUUGAGGGGCUUCAAAGGACCAUUUUGGUGGGUCUUAAGAGCUGCAACUCGUACCAGCUGUCGCUUGACGUGCUGAAUCUCCUCAACAAGGUGCCGGACUCGAUUCUGGUGGGAUCAGGCACCACCCGGCUGCUGUUUGGACUGUUGAGCAACCUGCCGUCGUUUUUGCACGCUCUCGACGAUUCGGAGGGACCCAUCUCCGAAGACAUUGUCAGUGCCGCGUCGCAGCUGCAGAUCAUGGCCGGUGACGCUCCCGAACACGCUGGGUUGGUGCGGAUUCUCGACUCGCUGUGCAAGAAAAAGUUCCGCACCAAACUCGACUUUCUGCGUCAAUCGGUGCAGAUCAUCUCCAACAACUUUUUCCCGUCGGAAGAGGCCCACGCCCUGGUCUUCUUGCUGGGUCUUCUCGGCAACAAGACCGACUGGAUCCGACGAGAGACGCUGGACCUGCUUCGGCUCAUGUUGCCUUUGGUGAACAUGACCAGACCGGAGUUUACCGGCAUUGGCGCGGAUCUGAUCAGUCCCUUGCUGCGACUGCUCCAGACGGACUACGCCGAAGCCGCUCUUUCGGUUCUCGACGAAGCCGUGUGCAUUUCAGGGUCGCAAAUGGACAAGCACGUGCUGCGCAUGUCUCUGGGCAACAGAUCCAUGCGCAAGGAGUACGAACGGUAUAUUACUCUGUUUGGAAUUCCCGACGAAAGCGGCUGGGCCAUUCCCUGGCCGACAUUGAGCCACACUCUGACCCGCCACAAUGUGAACGCUGUGUUCAACACGUGCCAGGUUACCAACUCGUCCUUAUCGUCGGUGCCGUCGUCGCCGGCCGAGGAGUUCAAGUUCCACCAGGAAGACAACUUUUACGAGGAGGACAACAUGUCGCUGAGCCGCAUGGACUCCGUGUCGGUGCAGGAGGAGCCCGACGGAAGCCUCAGCAACAUGUGGCAGGCGCUGGACAAUCUGGACUCAUUUUUCCAGAAGACUAGCAUCCAGCAGGACGGCGGCGGCGGCUCGCGGUCUCGGGCUGGCCACAUGCACAACCAUUCUGUGUCGGCCACCUCGGAAAUGACCGACACCACCGACCACGACUACGUGCCCCAGCUCUACGACAAGAAGGUGUCCAUCAUUCUGAACCGGUCGCUGCAGAGAACCGCGUCCAGCACCUCGUUCAAAACCACACUGGCAGACUCCUUUGCCAACACCCAGCAGAGCUACGGGCCCACGGGCUCGGCCACGACUGCCGGUGCCGGCUCGUCGGGCUUGUCUCCAGCGCCCUCUCCGGGCUUGUCUCGACACGCCAAGCAAUCGACUUUGGGCGGGUCUUCGGACUUUGGCGGCUUCCAGCUUGUCGACGAGCCGUCUCCCGGCCACACGCCGCACUCUGGCCACCCAGGCUCGGGUCACGUGCCUCUGCACACCCGCAAUCUUUCGUAUGAUCAGGGCGGCGAGGUGCUGUCGCAGAAUCUGUCGCCGGCGGUCUCUUUCAAGUCGCGGAAGGCGUCCACCUCCAACGAGUCGAGUUUCCGGCUCGAGAGUCUUCUUCGGGGCGCCAGUCUGGGCAAAAAGAGCACCAAGAUGAAAACCAAGGAGUCUGCGAGCCACAAGAAGAAGCCGUCGGUGGCGGAAACGCCCAAGAAGGAGAGCAGCAAAUGGGGUCCGUUUUCGCCCGCCAGCAGCUCCAGUCCGCAGCAGCGACCCUUCCGGCCUCAGCGUGAGGACGCCAGUAGUUUUCAGUUUCCUCCUCCGAACUGA
This is a messenger RNA of Yarrowia lipolytica CLIB122, 6882 nucleotides long. RefSeq lists its product as uncharacterized. Gene Ontology annotation, cellular component: site of polarized growth; cell cortex. Gene Ontology annotation, biological process: cell morphogenesis. The record is from RefSeq and is a predicted model, not a curated record. NCBI's taxonomy places the organism in Eukaryota, Fungi, Ascomycota, Dipodascomycetes, Dipodascales.